AUGGUAAAAAAAGGAUCAACAAAUUCUUUAGAUGAUAAAGAAAAAUCUUUAAAGCAAAAAUAUGAAGAAAUAGAAAAAAAACGAGAAAAAGAAAGGAAAGAAAAAGAAGAAGAGCAAAAAAAGAAAAUCGAAGAGGCAAAAAAAGUUUUAGCAAAAAGUUUAGAAUGCAACUCAACCACAACAGAAACCAAGGCAUCAGGAUUUAAAAGACCGACAAUCCCAAAAAAUCAGUAUCCAAAUACAUCUUUUAUCAGCAGCAAAUAUGGAAACACCAACUAA
Messenger RNA from Dictyostelium purpureum, 279 nucleotides. RefSeq lists its product as uncharacterized. The transcript has 2 exons. The record is from RefSeq and is a predicted model, not a curated record. The coding region runs from base 1 to 279 and encodes 92 amino acids. NCBI's taxonomy places the organism in Eukaryota, Evosea, Eumycetozoa, Dictyosteliales, Dictyosteliaceae.